Tigriopus californicus is the source of this 2314-nucleotide messenger RNA. RefSeq lists its product as uncharacterized. The transcript has 10 exons. The record is from RefSeq and is a predicted model, not a curated record. Bases 284 to 2155 code for a protein of 623 amino acids. NCBI's taxonomy places the organism in Eukaryota, Metazoa, Arthropoda, Copepoda, Harpacticoida, Harpacticidae.
AGCGCCAAAGACUAAAAACGCACGAUAAGCACUGGGAUGGAUAUCAUUGUCGUACGACAAAUACGACACUUCACUCUAGUUGUCAAAAAAAAUGAUCAAGUGUCAGUCGACAUUGUGACAUCAACCGGUGAACUUGACAUUGUGUAGUGGUCCCUACCAAGUACAAAGUGCUGGUUGGUGAAUGAAGGGCAAUAAUUAAGGUUCAGUUCAAAAAAACAAUAGCAGAAAAAAUUGAGAGUGGAUAACAACCAUGCACCCCUGAUAUUCUUAUUCUAGUGACACAAUGAAGCAUUUCCAAAUUUUAGAUCAGCUCCCAGUAUUCAUUAUCCUGUUUGUGGUGUUGAGCCAUUCCUCCAGCUUCGGAUUUCAACUAGCUCCUUUCUUCACCCCCAAACCCCAUUAUCCCCCUUCGCAUCCUCACCAUCAUCAUCAUCAUCCUCAUCAUAAACCUGAGCACCAUCCGCAACAUUAUAGAGAGGCCCAUCAUUCCGGUGAGGCCAAGGGGCCUGUUUGUAAAUGUGAAUGCAAAUUCGCUCAGUACCAGAAAUGUCAUGAAGUAGUGAAGGAGAACUGCCACGUGGAAUAUGAAACCAAAUGCGAGGAGUAUCCCGGGAAAGAGGUGUGUGUGGAAACCCCAAGGGAGGUUUGCGACGAAGGAGUAAAGGAUGAGUGUCAUAAGGAGCGUAAAUGUCAAACAGUGUACAAAAAGAAGUGUAUUAAGAUACCUUACGAUGUGUGCAUCAACAAACCGAGUUGCUACACGAAAUACUUUGAACGCUGCCAGCCAGAUUAUCAUCAUGGCAAACAAUGCAAGAAGGUCCCACAAGAGCAUUGUACCUAUUCAAAAAAAUGUCACAAGAAUUACAACGAGAAGUGCAAAGAUGUUCCAAAAGAAAAGUGCAAAUACGUGGAGACCUGUGUGAAGAAACCGUACAAGAACUGUAAAACCACUUACGACAAGUCCUGCAAAAACGAACCCGUGCGGACAUGUAAUCCUUUCCCAAAGAAGAAAUGCCAAAAGGUGAUCAAAAAGAUACCAGAUUAUCACAAAGUGGAGGAGUGUCAACGAUGCAAGCAGGUUAAAAAAGAGGUGGUGAAAAAAGUUCCCAAAGAGCAAUGUCACAAGGAACCUAAGCAAGUAUGCCACACGGAACACAAGCAGAAGUGCGACAAAGUCCCCAAAGAGAAAUGUGAAACUGUCUACGAGGACAAAUGUACCGAAACGCCCAAAAAGGAAUGCGUUACCAAAUAUAAGAAUCGUUGCCAAAAUGUCCCCUACGAGGAUUGCCAAGUGAAGACCGAAGAAGAGUGUCAUUACGAGAACAAGUGUCACACCCACUACCAAAUGACGUGCAAGAAGCCCAAGCACAAUCCUGAACCUGAUGAUCAUCACGUUGAGCAACCGGUAGAUCCAGAGAAACUAUUUGAUCCAAACCAGGCCGAGCAUUACGGCGCACCCCAAGCUCCACCCUUGGCUCCUCCCCCAACACAUCUACCAGAUCACUCACAUACCACAAGCUUCCCACAAAUCUCCACCUUACCCCCACGUCACCGCAAUCCCAAUCUCAAGUUUCACUCCCGACCACACUAUCAAUAUUACGGCAAACCAAAGCGGCAGAUACCGCCUGCUCCCGAAUCCGAGCCGCAAGAGGAAAAGUUUUCCGGAUUUGAACCCGACUUCCUGUCCGAUGACUAUGAUCCUGAGUUGGACACUUUGGGUUUCAUGAGUCGGCAGCUGCAACUAACCGGUCUCCGACCGCGAAAUCAAUCUAGGGUGACCAAUCGGCGCCAACUGGACAGUUUGGACUACGGAUACGUGAAGAAAAAUUGCGAAUAUGAGCCGAAGACUGAAUGUAGACAAGAAAAGAAAUGCCAAUCUAUCCCGGCAACUAAAUGUAGCACCCGAUAUGAGACCAGGUGCGAUCAGAUCCCAGAGGAGGAAUGCAAGGUCAAGUUACAACGCGAUUGCCAACAAGUGCCUCGAGAAAAAUGUUCCACGAUCUAUUCUGAGAAGUGCCAUGACGUCCCUCACAAGGCGUGUCAAACCCAUUACGAGAAAAAGUGCAACACCAUUUAUGAGGAGGUUAAAACUUUAGAGUUGGAAAAUCAGUGUUAUUGGCCUGAGAGCCAACACAAGAAUGAGCCUUGUACAUAAGUGCCAGCACAUAAAUAGUUAGCGAUUCCAAUAUUUUGAAUACGUUGCGAAUUCAUUUUUAUAUCUAUCAUUUUCAAAGUGCAGCUUUUAAUCGGCAAAAAAAUAAAGGUCCAACAUUUUUCUUGUUAUCACGGAUGAAAAUAAAGUAAUCAUGACAAA